Nicotiana tabacum (common tobacco) is the source of this 929-nucleotide messenger RNA. RefSeq lists its product as uncharacterized. Gene Ontology annotation, cellular component: nucleus. Gene Ontology annotation, molecular function: ubiquitin protein ligase activity. Lineage: Eukaryota; Viridiplantae; Streptophyta; Magnoliopsida; Solanales; Solanaceae. Gene Ontology annotation, biological process: ubiquitin-dependent protein catabolic process. The record is from RefSeq and is a predicted model, not a curated record.
UGUUUCCGGAGGUAUGUUGAUUGGUUUGGUUGUAUUCUCCGUUCUAUGGGUAGUGAGACGUGAGAGUUUCUCACACAAAAUAAGUUCUCCAGGUUUGUUUGUUGGAAUUCUGUGUAUUGCAAAAAGGGGUUUUCAGUUCCGAUCAUUCGAUUCACUUUCCCAUUCUGCUUCUUCCCAGAAAGAGCAAAGAAUUAGUAUAGGAAGCCAUGGAUACAAGGAUGAGGAGCUAGGUGAAAAAGCUAGAGAAGCCAAGCAAAGAUUGGAUCACAAGCUAAGAAGGACAAGUAAAGAAGAAAGAGUUAAUGAUGUUGAAAAUGGGCAAGUAGAAUCAAAUACUUUGCAGAAGAAUUCAGAGAUGCUUAGAUUGAAGCAAAAUGGAAUAAAGACGUUUAGCAGGGUAGUAAAGCAAUGGAAGGAUUCAGAAAAGUAUGAAUGCACCAUUUGCUUGGACCAAUUCAAGGUUGGAGAUAACUUAAUGCAUUUGCAAUGUGACCACAAAUUCCAUUCAUGUUGUUUGGUUCCAUGGUUAGAGAAUCAUGCUUACUGCCCUUGCUGCAGAGUGGAGAUUGUCACUUGAAAAAUGGAUUGCUAUGUUGCGCGGACUCUCCAAAAUACUGCCUCACGCCCGCACCCGUAUCGGAUUCUCCAAAAAUACACUACUUUUGGAGAAUCCGACACGCACCCGGCUACAUUUUUGGCAAGUCCGAGCAACAUAGAUGGAUUGUGCAGAGUUUGUACAGAUGAAGUUUUAAAUAAGGAUUGUAUUAGUAGUCCAACCUUUUGUGUUUAAUAAGUUGGUGUUGAUCUCUAGAGAAAGAGAAGUGAGAGAUACUUAGGGCUUCAUUUACAUAUUAUACUAGAUUUAAAAAUGAUGUAAUUUGAAUCCUUGUCUUAUGUAUAGUAAUGUCUUCUGUUAUUUUGGUACUAUA